Trichosurus vulpecula (common brushtail) is the source of this 369-nucleotide messenger RNA. RefSeq names its product biogenesis of lysosome-related organelles complex 1 subunit 2. Gene Ontology annotation, cellular component: BLOC-1 complex; BORC complex; gamma-tubulin complex. Gene Ontology annotation, biological process: lysosome localization; endosomal transport. The record is from RefSeq and is a predicted model, not a curated record. Gene Ontology annotation, molecular function: gamma-tubulin binding. The coding region runs from base 70 to 369 and encodes 99 amino acids. The transcript has a single exon. NCBI's taxonomy places the organism in Eukaryota, Metazoa, Chordata, Mammalia, Diprotodontia, Phalangeridae.
GCCGUGGUGGAGACGGCGGAGGAAGCCACGGAGCCCGCCGAGGCGGACAUCACGGGGCUGUGCCAGGACAUGUUCUCCAAAAUGGCCACGUACCUGACGGGCGAGCUCACAGCUACCAGUGAAGACUAUAAACUUCUGGAAAAUAUGAACAAACUGACUAGCUUGAAGUAUCUAGAAAUGAAAGAUAUUGCAGUAAACAUAAGUAGAAACCUAAAGGACUUAAACCAGAAAUAUGCAGCACUUCAGCCUUAUCUGGAUCAGAUCACUCUAAUUGAGGAGCAAGUAGCAGCUCUUGAGCAGGCAGCUUACAAAUUGGAUGCAUAUUCAAAGAAACUAGAAGCAAAGUACAAGAAGUUAGAGAGGCGAUGA